Schistosoma turkestanicum is the source of this 1255-nucleotide messenger RNA. The record is from the annotation of a GenBank genome assembly. NCBI's taxonomy places the organism in Eukaryota, Metazoa, Platyhelminthes, Trematoda, Strigeidida, Schistosomatidae.
GGAGGUUGUUGUAGAAAAACAGCGGGUGAAUUGGAAGAAGCGUUACGGUUGGUUGAUUGUUUGAAGGUCAACCAGGAUGCCAAAUUAUGAAGUAUUAUCUCCUCAAGUCACUUGCCCUACAUGCUCUGGAUCUGGCCUCGUGCAAAUAGAUUCCAGGGCAGAGUAUGUGGCAUUAAUUCCUCUGACAGACCGACGUCUUCGACCGCGUAGAAUAUGCCUUAAACUCUUUGGUUCUGUAGUGAUAUGCUCUUUAGUCUUCAUACUUCUAUUAAUAUUCCUCUUUCCGCGAACAAUCUCAUUGAGUAGUUCAGCAUAUAAGUUGAUUACUAUCAAUGCCAUUGCUAACAUGCAAGAUAAUGUGUUAGAUCUCACUGUGAUUAACCAAAUAAAUGUCUCAAAUCCAAACUUUUUUCGUGCCACUGUGAGUGAAAUUAUUGUGUCUCCAGUAUACCGUUCAGUGGAUUUAGAAGAUACUGUUGACAACUCCCUUCAAAUAUUACCGCUCCGUUCAAAAACUUUACUGAAUGUGACAACCAAGUUACGCUUUGAGCAUAGACAUUUUGAUGUGAUUAAAUUAUGCUUCAUGAAAUUGCCUUAUUUUCAUGAUAUCUACGUUACAUUUACCUUUCAUAUUACUUAUACAUUAUUAUGGCAAGAUUUUAAUACUUAUCUUACAAUUAUGCCAUUGGUCGAUUGUUAUCCAACAAAUAUCAAUUCAUCAAAUGUAAUAAAAUUUUAGAAAAAAAUUCUCCCGCCUCUUGUCUUUUUUCAAAUGAAACAAAGAAAAAAACAAUUUUAUUUUUGACUUUGCCAAAAACAGAAGAGAACAUUUUUUUCAAAUUUAUAGUUUUUUGUUUUCGUUUAUUGAUAAAAUUGACGCGUUUUUAUUCGCUCGAUCGUCUUUUUAAGUCAUGAUCAAAUUGAAUUGAGUUGAAUUUUAUUUUAUUUAUAUUUUGUUUUAAUUCGUAGAUUUUUAAAAAUUUUUUUAUUCGCGCAAUUCAAUUUUCAUUGUAUAUUUAAUUUUGAACAAAGUUUAUGUGUGUGUGUGUUUUGUCUGUGUGUUUAUUUAUUUUCGAACAAAGUUUAUGUGUUUGUCUGUGUGCUUGUCUGUAUAUCUGUCUGUUUAUCUAUCUAUCUAUCUCGUUCACUGCCCGUCUGUGUUAACAUCUUCAUUGCAAUCCCAUUAAUUUGGCAUUUGAUGUGUUGAACCAAAAAUAGUGAUUACAUAAUAAAUAAAUAAUUUUUUUUAAAAAAA